Oreochromis aureus is the source of this 483-nucleotide messenger RNA. Its product is annotated as serine protease inhibitor Kazal-type 2-like. The record is from RefSeq and is a predicted model, not a curated record. The coding region runs from base 86 to 397 and encodes 103 amino acids. The transcript has 4 exons. Lineage: Eukaryota; Metazoa; Chordata; Actinopteri; Cichliformes; Cichlidae. Gene Ontology annotation, molecular function: protein binding; serine-type endopeptidase inhibitor activity.
CAGUCAGCACCACAGUGUGUGUAUAAGGAUAACAUGUGAAACACACACCUGCUGCCCAGAGAAACACGUCUACCAACUGGAAGCUAUGAAGCUGACUGUGCUGUUCUGGGCUGUUCUGCUGUUUUCUGUCUCUGUCCUUUCCCAGGAGGAUGAGACAGCAUCUCUGUUUCCAAACAACCACAAGGUGAGGACAUCUGGAGGACCGAGAUCAGAAGCUCUUGUUGAUCUCACAGAGCCUAACUGUGGGAAGUACGAAGGAGGAAUCUGCACCAAGGAGUAUGCUCCAGUAUGCGGCAGUGAUGGAAAAACCUAUGACACCGAGUGUCUUCUCUGCAAGAAGAACAGAGAAGAGAAGAAUAAUGUGAAGGUGGCGAAAAAGGGGCCGUGCACUUCCUAGAUAGCUAUGCUGCACGCAUGAGUGUUAAAUAGGGCCUAUUGAUUUCCUGUAUUUGUGUUCUCAAUAAAGUCACCUUCUGCAGCAUA